UUCGGCAAUGACGGCAGCCAAAGUGGGAACUACAUCCAUAUUUUUUGUUUUUCGUGGCCCGGCCAUGUUACGAAUUGGUUCUGCCGUCCGUCGUCUGCAGGCCGUCCGUUUUCCUUCCGCGUCUUAUGCAACUGCUGCAGCCUCUCUCCACCGUACAGUCCGCGUCGAAAACCUCCCAGAAGGCUACGACGUCAGCAGCAUCAUUGAAACCAUCAAAGGCAACCCCGCAGAAUCCGUCGCGCCCGCCAAGGACCACCUCCUCGUCCGCUUCUUCGACGAGAGCACCGCGCGGCGUUGCGUCGAAAUUAGCAAUGGCGUCCAGAACCUCUCCGUGAAGAUCGACGAAGCGACGUCCUCCCCACCGCUCGACGACGGCACCAUCGCCCGGAUCGCGAAAUUCGACUUGACGCGCACGAUCCGGCUGAGCGACAUACCGAAGGGCCUCCACGAGUAUGACCUCCAGCAGAUGCUCACCAAGUACGAAGGCGCGGACGUGCGUCUCAAUUUGGCGGAGACGGAGGCGGACAUACACUUCUUGGAUGUUCACCACGCGACGGACGCGUACUCUGUCUUGAAGACCACGGGCGCCACGGUGGCCCACCGCCAAGUGAUCCCCGACGACUACAUCUUUCCAGAGUGGUACUCGCGUGAAGGGCCCGAAUCGACCCAAGCCGUCAACAUCACCCGAUUCUCAUCGCGUCAAGUCCGUGAGGACUGCUAUCGACUCGUCUCGGAUACGAGCCUCCCUUCGGUCCCUUUCAUCACCACGCUCUUGCCGAAACGUCAUUGGAUAAAAGCCUUCUUUCCAACGACAGCGCUAGCCCGGCAGUUCGUCGAGGAGAGUAAAGCAAAGUCGGAUGCCCUCGGCGUCAAGGUGACCCUCGAACCGACCAAAAUCCACCUCGGCGCCAACAUGAUCACCGCAGUCGGCUUGGGCGCUACCCGUAUGAUAUCCCUACCAGCCACCGUAGAACCCACUUCGUUCGGUCAAAUAAAGCGUUUCUUCUCGUUCUACGGUUUAGUGGGCCAAAAGGGCAUCUCCUGCACCGACGGCAAGUUGGUCGUGGUCUAUGACAAGAUGAUAGCGGCUGCGAGCUUCCUCACAGCGUACAGCCAAGGGCUGAAAAAGAGGAUACCAGCGCAGAUUCAGGGCGCCACACCCAGUUUUUAUCGGGGAGACAAAAAUUCAUAAGUGGAUCUUAGAGGAGUAGGGCAUUUGUAAAUUUACUACCACCAAAAUAGAUAUCACGCUAGGCGAACUGAUAUACCAGUCCCGAG
Guyanagaster necrorhizus is the source of this 1278-nucleotide messenger RNA. RefSeq lists its product as uncharacterized. Lineage: Eukaryota; Fungi; Basidiomycota; Agaricomycetes; Agaricales; Physalacriaceae. The record is from RefSeq and is a predicted model, not a curated record. The transcript has 4 exons. Bases 8 to 1192 code for a protein of 394 amino acids.